Messenger RNA from Sclerotinia trifoliorum, 1382 nucleotides. NCBI's taxonomy places the organism in Eukaryota, Fungi, Ascomycota, Leotiomycetes, Helotiales, Sclerotiniaceae. The record is from the annotation of a GenBank genome assembly.
CGCUUUUGCUGGAUCGCCAGGGGUGUUGUUGGUGCCCCGCACAACCUAGGAAGGCCCUCCACCCCUUCGAAUUAUCCUCUUUCCCCUCCUUUAAAUACACCGGAGCUACAAAACCACGACGGGUAGCCCGCGGUCUUUAAGCUGGCUAGUUCCAGAACGAAUCAAACAAUGACUAAUGACGGAGCUAUCAACCACUUGCUGUAGCAAUACUCAGCCAGAAAUGUCUCAAAGAUGCAAGUCACCUUCUUCAUCGACUGUAAAGUAUCAAGACUGACCUCACAGAUUGAUUGGAACAAAGUAGCACACGAUCCUAUUUUUCCCCAAGAGAUCACCAAUGGUCAUGCUGCUCGAAUGCGCUACUCUCGUUUCAAGAAACAAAUGGACGGCACGACUUCAAUGCCAACUGGUCCUAGAAAAAAUGCAACUCCUCGACGCUCAAGGGUUGAGAAGAAAAAACCAGCAAAACAAGGGCUCAAGUUGAAAAAUCGUAAAGACAGUCACUAAGACGUGAAACCCUUUGUCACAAAAUCUGAAUCCCAAAACGAUCAUACCUGUCCUUCUACGAGCAUGAGAGCCAUGGAGAUGGACCGCAACAACCCGCUCUCCACGCUUGAAAUCACGAACCUCCAGCCCACCAACCCCCCUACUCUCCACUUCAAAAUGAAGACAGAGUCCAACCUCUUUCUCCCAUUCCCAAUUGCCCCGUCAGAGUCCUCUCGUCUUCCAACUCCUUCCCUUAUGGAUUCGCCUACAUCACCUAACACUCCCACAUUUUCUAACACCGGCGUUAUUAGUAUAAACAGUUCUAUUAGCAGCCCUGCUAACCUUAACAAUCGCAUGAUGGGUACCUCGUUAUUUGGUCCACCUCUAUACAAACAGAUGGAGAACAAGGAGUCCAUGGAGGCUGGUCGUCGAGACGACAUGAGAUAUUGUUUCGAUCCUUCGAAUCAGAUUAUGGGUGGAUUUAAUAAUAUUCAUGGUACCGUUGAGGAUCGAGGUAGCGUCAUAUUUAAGAGGGAGGAAUCUUUUGUAGGUGCUCCUUAUGAAUCUUUCAUGAAGUAGAGCUUCAUUAAAAGUUGAAGAGCAGGAGUGUAGAAGGCUUGCCUGGUCUGGAAUCGGAAUGGCUGCUUAUGGACUUGAACGAACGUAUGCUUUAUUCUGAGAUAUUAACAAUGCAAAUAAAUGAUGGUUCAUUUUCGAAUCGUUUGUUUCUCACUGAUGCUUCAAUAUGCCGACAAACCCACCCACUCCAAAGAUAGUACACGCCCCUCUAACAAUAUUAUUAAAAAACAGCCUCAUGUCCGUCUUAAGAAGCGCGCCCCCAAAAUGAAAAGCCCAAGGAAAGAGAAUGCACUCCAAAGACACCAUUCCAAAUCUGGACC